Hirsutella rhossiliensis is the source of this 576-nucleotide messenger RNA. Its product is annotated as BAH domain-containing protein. The transcript is spliced from 5 exons. Gene Ontology annotation, molecular function: chromatin binding. NCBI's taxonomy places the organism in Eukaryota, Fungi, Ascomycota, Sordariomycetes, Hypocreales, Ophiocordycipitaceae. Bases 1 to 576 code for a protein of 191 amino acids. The record is from RefSeq and is a predicted model, not a curated record.
AUGAGCUCGGGAAGAAAGAGACAUCGCGCCAUCGAAAACAACCGCGCAGAAUGCCCCUUCACUGUGGCCACAAUCGCGGCGCGGUCCUGUGAGGAGCUGGACCAAGCUCCAAAAAGCGUGUCGCCAUUCGAGCCCAUUGGGAAGUUCAAGACGUGUCAGUCGUUGGACACGUUGUAUACCGUCAAGCCGUACAAGCGAUGGUCCGGUAUGACCCGCUACAGAAGUUUUGUUUUAGACAAUGUCAAGUACCACAGCGACGAUUUCGUGUACAUUGCCAAUGACAAAAGUGUUGAACGACAAGAGGCUGCUAGCGAGGAUCCUCAACAUCAACGCGUGCUGGGCCUCGCCGACUGUUGGGUGGCCAAGAUCCUCGAGAUCAGGGCAUCGGACGAGUCUCACGUCUAUGCGCGCGUCUGCUGGAUGUACUCCCCGGAUGAACUUCCUGCGAAUAUUGUCGAUCACGAGAAGCUGGUAUCAGAGUUGUCGCCUCAUUACAGCCACAAUGAGUUGAUAGCUUCGAACCACAUGGAUGUCAUUAACGUUCUCUUGACUGUCACACCUUACAGCUUUCUGUAG